Molecule: messenger RNA, 6792 nt
Organism: Corvus hawaiiensis (hawaiian crow)
Lineage: Eukaryota; Metazoa; Chordata; Aves; Passeriformes; Corvidae
Gene: SLC17A8
Product: solute carrier family 17 member 8
Exons: 13
Coding region: 129-1934 (601 amino acids)
Biological process (GO): regulation of synapse structure or activity; monoatomic anion transport; transmembrane transport
Cellular component (GO): excitatory synapse; synaptic vesicle membrane
Molecular function (GO): L-glutamate transmembrane transporter activity; neurotransmitter transmembrane transporter activity
Source: RefSeq, a predicted model, not a curated record
CUGGAGUGGCUUGAGGACAGGUAUUGUGUCUGUUACUAUAGCACCACCUUGCACAGGAUCUCGAGGUCACCGAGGGGACUGGUGGAGGCUCCCGACUCUGGCAUUGGGAAAUAUGACAGCAGAAGUGAAUGCUUGUUAACAUAAGGGAUUUAUUGAAGAAGAAAGACAAAAUGCCUUUCAAAGGGCUCGGUUCACUGAAAGAAAGAUUUUUUAACCCAGGAAAGGAAGAGGUGAAGAACACCAUUAGUGACUCGCUGGGGAAUCUGAGAAGGAAGAUUGAUGGCACCAACGUGGAGGAGGAGCCCCUUGAGCUGACAGCAGAGGGGCGGCCCGUGCUGGCGAGCAGCCGCCGGCCGGCGCUGUGCGCGUGCUACUGCUGCGGCCUGCCCAAGCGCUACAUCAUCGCCAUCAUGAGCGGCCUGGGCUUCUGCAUCUCCUUCGGCAUCAGGUGCAACCUGGGCGUGGCCAUCGUGGAAAUGGUCAACAAUAACACUGUCUAUAUCGAUGGAAAGCCAGAGCUGCAGACAGCCCAAUUCAACUGGGAUCCAGAGACUGUAGGACUCAUUCAUGGCUCUUUUUUCUGGGGUUACAUUGUGACACAAAUUCCAGGAGGGUUCAUCUCAAACAAAUUGGCUGCUAACAGGGUAUUUGGGGCAGCUAUCUUUCUAACAUCUACACUGAACAUGAUCAUCCCUUCUGCAGCAAGAGUGCAUUAUGGCUGUGUAAUGUUUGUAAGGAUUCUUCAAGGUUUGGUGGAGGGUGUCACAUACCCAGCCUGCCACGGGAUGUGGAGUAAGUGGGCUCCGCCGCUGGAGAGAAGCAGGUUGGCUACCACGUCAUUCUGUGGGUCUUAUGCAGGUGCAGUGGUGGCCAUGCCCCUGGCAGGUGUGCUGGUACAGUAUAUAGGAUGGUCAUCAGUCUUUUAUAUUUAUGGAAUGUUUGGGAUUGUCUGGUACGUGUUUUGGCUGCUUCAUGCCUAUGAGAGCCCUGCUGCGCAUCCAACAAUAACCAAUGAAGAAAGGAUAUAUAUAGAAACAAGUAUAGGAGAAGGAGCCAGCCUUGCUAAUGCAAGUAAAUUUAGUACUCCCUGGAAGAGAUUUUUCACUUCAAUGCCAGUUUACGCAAUCAUUGUGGCAAACUUCUGCAGAAGCUGGACCUUCUAUUUGCUCCUUAUAAGUCAGCCUGCGUACUUUGAAGAAGUCUUUGGAUUUGCAAUAAGCAAGGUUGGCCUUUUGUCAGCAGUUCCUCACAUGGUCAUGACGAUCAUUGUGCCCAUCGGAGGGCAAUUAGCUGACUUCUUACGGAGCAGGAAGAUCUUAACCACUACCACUGUAAGGAAGGUCAUGAACUGUGGAGGCUUUGGGAUGGAAGCAACCUUGCUUUUGGUGGUUGGCUAUUCUCACACAAAAGGUGUGGCAAUUUCCUUUCUGGUGUUAGCAGUAGGCUUCAGCGGCUUUGCAAUUUCAGGAUUCAAUGUGAAUCACUUGGACAUAGCCCCUCGUUAUGCCAGCAUUCUGAUGGGCAUCUCCAAUGGUGUGGGGACGCUGUCGGGAAUGGUGUGCCCACUCAUUGUUGGUGCAAUGACAAAACAUAAGACCCGUGAAGAAUGGCAGAACGUCUUUCUGAUCGCAGCCCUGGUGCACUACAGUGGUGUGAUAUUCUACGCUAUCUUUGCUUCUGGGGAGAAGCAGGAGUGGGCUGACCCCGAAAACCUCAGCGAAGAGAAAUGUGGCAUAAUUGAUCAGGACGAACUGGCUGAAGAAACAGAGAUGAACAAUGAAACUUUUGUAAGUCCAAAGAAAACAUACGGUGCUACCAAUCAAAAUAGUGAAGUACAGAGAAGGGAAUGGAGGAAGCAAAAGCAAGUAACUCAAGACAUGGAGGAACAGACUUCUUACCAUUAUGAAAAUGGAAAUUUUCAAGAUUUGUCUUAAUACUCGAAACUGUAAGAUUUGUAUAGCAGCUAUUCCCAUGACUCCUUCUGCCUAGCUGCCCCAAAUCAUCAAGUAUCCAUAUUUAUUGUCGUAUUCAAUUAUGUAACAUCUGGCCACAUGACUAGAUUUGAGGGGUGAUAGUUCCCUCGUAAUGGUGUGUAAGAGGGCUAACGGCAAUGGAACUGGGAUAAGUGAUCCUAGAUCCUCUCCCAGCCAUUUUAUCACCUUGGGAGAGUUUCUGUGACAGUUAGAUGACCAGCCCUGGCAGGCCUCCUGCCUGAUGCAAGCUGUAGGACUGACUGUAGGAGCAAGGAGUUCCCUCAUUUAAACAGAGAAAGGACAAGUGAUAUCAGAUGGUGUAUCCACAGUGUAAUCCCUGGGUCUCCAGUGGUGUCACAGUCUGUAGUGAGCAGCCCUGCUUUGCCUUUUAAGGAUUCCUGUAGGGUGGCAUUUGAACUGCUUAAUCCAUGCCAAACCACAAGCUCAUGCUAAAAGAUCAGAGCAGAGGGAAAAGCAGAUUUAUGACAGUAGGCUGUAAUUAAUUACUAAUGGCCACUCAACAAGGGGAAGAGGAACAUGUAGUAGAGGUGACAUAGGAUUGCUUCAACAGUUCCUACAAAUUGAUUGACAGAUAUCUUUAUAUGUGCAGUCCACAGAGUAUGGAUAAGACAAUGAAAUGGAUAUUUGUAAAAUUUCUCCCUCUCCAAAAUUUCUCCCCCUAAGGUUUUGUGCUGGCAUGAAAUAAUUUUGAAUACAAAAUCAUCGUUAGUGAUGCAAUACUAUUAAUCCUUAUGAAAGGAAAUCUUAGCCCUGUUUUGAUUAGAAUUCUCACUCAAUUCAUUAUUGUGAAGUAAUUUGAAUAUAUUUUUCUAGUAUUAUACUGAUAGAGCUCCUGGUCUCGACACAAGAGUCCUCAUUUAGGUGACCAAGCUAACUUACAGGAGUAAAGUCUUUAGUUCUGGAUCUGUAACUUUUCAAUGCCUCAGUCUUGUUCUUGCUGUGAAUGAAGCACUGUACCAUUUGAGAGUUAACAGGGUACCUAUGUAUAAAAGUAAUUCUCCUCUGCCAUUGGUAUAUAUUUGACAGUAUAAAGUGGCUUUAGCCUUUUUCUACCAUUUUUAGAAUCAGCCAGUGGAGCAUGCUGUAUCAUCUCAAACAGUUACCUGCAACUCAGACACUCAUUGUGGCAUUAAUACUCUUUUCAGAAUGGAUAAUUUCAGUAAGCUGUGAUUUAAUUUGUCUCUCAUUAUGACUACUGCCUCAUUAAACUCAAGUGAAAGCUAUCUUGUCUAGCCUAGGCUGUGCUUUGUGAUGUUUCAGUGUUACUGAUCUCAUGUACCAUAUGCAGCCACUGUGAUGCACAUGAGAUUUGAACAUUUCUCAGAUGCAUUUUGCUGUUAUACUGAAGCACAAUUGAAUAGCAUGAGAGCAAUUACACUUGUACAUUCAUUUGAAUCCAUGGAUGAUUCAUCUUCCCCACAAACAAGUAUAUUGGGAAGUUAGCUAAUUCUCUGUUCAUGUCUCUUGUUUCUCUUCUACUCAGCAAAAUCCAAUCUGCAACUGUAUAUAAAUAAGAAGGAAAGUGAGUUGAAUGGAUACAUGCCUAAUUUGACUACAGUGAAGACUUUUAAUUGGUAUGAGCAGAUAAUUUAAUGAAAGGGGUAGUUUUAUGGUACAGCUCAACCCUGCUUUAUAAAACAUCAAUUUAUUAAUCAGCUACUCCAAAAAAAUCUUGUCACUUUAUUGUGUUAAGUCAGAGAAGAAUUUUUUUUUAAAAUUCAAAACUUCAGUUUAGACUGGACUUGCUUAUUUCACUACUGAUAUUUAGGCAUAAUAGGUAUAAGAAAAUACCUUAUUUCUUGCAGGUUAUAGUCAGCAUUUGCAGAUUUAAUUGGCAGGAGCUUGGGUCAAAUGUUCUCAUCAGUCUAUCACAAUAGCAGGACCAGCUGCUGUCAAACUAUUUUGCAACAUCCACCACAAUUUACAAAAGAAUGAGGGCCACUGCUUUGCCUAUGUGUAAAGCAAACAGCUUCUUCCUCCCUCUCCAGUAAUGUAGUAUUCAUAUAGUUGCUACAGGAUGUCCAAUAGAGGAAACCAUAUUAUGAAAGGAUUUAAUGUAAGAAUCUGUGUAAGUAUAAUCUGAUGGAGAAAAGAGAAGAUCAGACAAUGUAUUAUUCUAGAAACAGUAACAUUUGCUUAGAAGCAGCAUCACCUUUCCAGUAAUGAUGAAGGGUAACUUUCCUGUCAUUAAGAGGAACAUAAAGGAAGAAAAUGUUGUUAUGACAAAGAGCUACAAACAUCCCAACAGUUUGGGAAAUAGCCAACUGGCCCAUGAGAGCUCAGUUGCCCAUCUGGUGAGUGUAGCUGCUAUUUUUUUACUGUUGCAGAUGUGUCACAGCUGUCACAAGUGACAAGCCACAGCUCGGUUUAGCAGGAUCAUUUUGUAUCCCCAAACAGACUGCACUGAUUUAGUUCAGUGGAAGUUUGACUUCAAUGGACAUUUGAGCAUUAUUUAAUACCCUGAAAGAAAUGGCUUAAAAACAUCUGGACAAGCUUUUGCAUUUAAAAUACCCCUUUCUUUCUUUUCUAAAUUUAACUGUUUCCACUAACCCAAUAUAUCAAUCCUUACCAGUUCAAGUGACAUACAUGCCACAGUGCUUUUCCAGGCACUCACAGUCAGAUGUUUGGCUUGUCUUUCUCACUUUCCUUUUCACCUGUUUAAAUAUUUCAGGUAUAUUGCAUGAAGUGUAAACAUCAGCACUAGUUGAAAACUACUUCUUUUUCCUGGAAAUCUCUGUACUUAAUCAACUCUUUGAUUUACACAGUGGCUUCCACAAUCCUGUAUGACAAAGAAUAAAGACAACCUAUUGAGAACAAACUGACUUUGUAGCUCCAGUUUUGCUGGAUGUUUCUAUUUGCAACAUGCUCCAAUAGAAAUUUCUUGUGGAGUCUAAGAAAGUACAGUCACUGAGGGUGUUUCUCCUACAAACUGUCUUCUUAAAAUCUGUUAGAACUUGGAACAUUUAAACAAUAUGGGAAAUUGGCAUAUCCCACUCAGACUGCUAAAAAGUCGUGUCUCUAAUGGUAGUGGAUGUGAAUAACUCAAGUGAUAUUUUCUAUGGAGAAUAGCUUGAUUAAACUUCAUUUAUCACAUUGUUUGAAUAUUUUUCUGUCCCCGUGUCCAAAAUAACUUUUGCAUAUUUUCAUAUAUGACAGUGCUCAUACAAGUCAGAGUUUGAUUUGAAAAUGGCUUUCUAAUUGUAGAAGGAAGUAGAAUUUACUUUGCACUGGAAUAUAGAUCUUAAGUAAGCCAGAGGAAGAUUCAGCUCUCCGUAAGUUGAAAUGGUAGGAUAGUCCACAGAACAUGAAUUCAAGUCUGAGGAGAGAAAAAGCAGUACAGUAAGUCCCAGAAAUAUGUCGUUCAGUGUUGUUAUCUACUGAUCUUCCUAAAAAGAAAGCUGUAGCUUUUAUUUCUUUGACAGCUUAUAUUUUUUAGGCACUACUAGCAGAAGUUUAGUGAUAAUUAAUACUUCUCUUAUAUUGUUGUUAGAGUUAAACCAAAUGUUCCUUGUAGUGAGAAAGGACAAAUUAAUGACAGAAAUUAUGAAAAAUGCACCUGAAUAGGAACUUCUCCAGGCAAAUAAUCACUUAGUCCAAAAGAAUGUACAGACUUUGGGGUAAAAUAUCUAACAAGGGCAUCCAGAUGUUAACAAAGUGCCAGGAGGAGUCUCAUGUGUAACAUAAUUAACUGAUAGCAAGAAGGUAAAAAUCAACUUAAAUGCAAACUGUGUUAAGGCUUCACAUGUAUGUUUCCAACUGACUUCUUUUGACAGUUACAGAGAUCUGUAAGUUUUGUCAUUAUUUUAAGAAAAGGUUUGUAAAAACCAAGAUUUUUUAUCUUAUUUUUCUUUUUAUUUUAUAUUGAAGAUCUUAAUUUUAGACUGCUAUUUAAUUAUUCAUAUUUUAAGAGAGAGGAGUAUUUCUUGUGAUUUAAAGAAUAGAAAGAGGACUAGAGAAAAAGAGAAAGCAAAUUGCAGCCACAAGGCAAUGCAGACAGAGGGCUGACGAUGGAUAAGAAAUCAAUUUUCAAAUCCUGGAAACAGAACUUGGAGUUCUCUAGAUUUUUGAGUUAAAAAACUACAGGAUGUGCCAAGAUCUAAUAUUCUGCAUCAUCCUAGGGUCCAGAGAAUUCACUCCAGUCUCAUGUCAAAGCUUAACUCUCAUGAAAUCAGCAAUAAAUGGAGAGAUUAAAAACUCCUCAUUCUUAUGUCUUCCAAAUGCUUAUGUUGGAUUAGAUAACACUGCUGGAAAGGUAACACUACUAAUACUAUUGCAGCUCUGUACGUACAUGUAGAAGACAGUCUGACAGGCUCCUUAGUAAAAAUGCUUUCAACUACUUACAUACUGGUACCAGUUAUUUCUCAACUUCCAUUUGAUAACAGUGUUUAGCUUUGAGAGAAAAAAUUGUCCCUUUUUUAUCUCAACAUUUUUUAUUUUUGUGUUUAUACUGCUUAUCAUUUUUACAGUCCUUCUGCAUGCAAAAUUACAUAAGGAAAGAAGGAAAUUUAUGUAAGAAAUGUGGUAAGAUUGUACUUCUUUGUGCAGAUCUGUAGCAUAAUAAGAGCCAACACACUUUUUCCACAGAAUAUUUGGUUAUUUUAAGUCUUGAUCAAAAUAAAAAUUUGACCCAUUUAAUUCGUUGUCCCUUAUCCCAUGUUGUUGUGUACUUCCCCUCAAUUUAAUUACUGCACUGGAUAUCUGCAGCAGCUAACAGACUACACUUGUUUAUCUAUAAUCAUAUUUAUCUGCUCAAUAAAGUCAGUGCUCAGACACUUGCUGUACAAACUUUUGACAACUA